AUGGAGAGGUCGUCGAUUUCGACGACGUUAGCAAAGUCACCGAAAACUCCAAGUGGAAUUCCAUUUGCAAUUCGAGAACGCGACGUCAUCAAGGCGAUUCUGGAGUUUUUGGAAAUUCGUGGGUUGCACAUUACACAGCUGUCACUGGAACGAGAAGCCGGAGUGAUUAAUGGUGCCUUCUCAGAUGAUAUAUUGUUUCUGCGACAAUUAAUUCUCGAUGGACAAUGGGACAAUGCACUGGACUUUGUGGAACCACUCAAACCAGUCAAGGAAUUUGAUUUUGGAGCAUUUCGAUACAACAUAACGAAAUACAAAUUCUUUGAACUCCUUUGUGUAAAACUCGAACCUGGACCACUUCAUGAUAACGAUUUUGCAGUGGAGGAGCUAGUAGAAUGCCUUAAGGAUCUGGAACACAUUUGCCCAUCUCCUGAAGACUAUCGUCAUUUAUGUGCCCUUUUGACUCUUCCAAAACUUUCGGAUCAUGAUGAUUUUAAGAAUUGGAAUCCUAGCUCGGCGAGAGUUGAAUGUUUUCAUAAGGUACAUCAACUCUGUGGACAUCUUCUCCCUCCAACUGGAAAAGAGAAAGAUAGAGGAGAAGAGUCGAAUAGUUCAAAUGAUAGGCUGAGUGGAUUAUUGGCGAAGGGAAGAUUUUAUGAAGGUUGUGUGGAUUAUUGUCAGGCACAAGCCAUCGGUGACAAAAGAGGAAUAGAAGCUGGACCGACGCCAUCUGAACUUCUAACGUUUCGUCCGAAACUCGGAUCAACUGAUUUAUCAUUGGUCUGUUGGUUGGAAAUGAUUGGAAAAGAGCAGUUUGCAAUGCCUUUCAAACAGAAACAACUAGAAUUGAAAGUUGAACACAUCAGAAAACCAAAACUGGAAGCUGCAUGGACGGAGACUAUUAUGGCCACCCCUAUCAAACCUGGAGGCCAAUUUCCACACAAUUUAGUGCCAACGUCUAAACUGAAAUUCGCUGAAAAAAUGAGCCAGUCGAUGACAAUGAGCAUGCUUCCUCCUGCCGAUUUGACGACCUCAAUGUUCCCAGCUGUGCCACGUGGCAAUCCAAUGUCACAGUCUACUGCAGCUGGCUUCUGUUUGGGAACGGCGAUUGCUGAAGGAGAUGCAAUGGCGCAAAGUUUGUUAAUUGAUGAAAUGAUGGAGUCAAGUCAAUUGGCAAAAACAUCAAGGCCUGAUACUUUGAGAGGUAUUGGAAUGGUUACGGGAGGUUGUCCCAGUUCAUCAGUGGUCCCAGUUCCCCAGCAGAUCGUUCCGACGUCUACAUCACAAAUCACGAAUCAGAUUAUGAAUAUGUCAAUGGCUCCUCAAGUUCUUGCUCCAGUAGCCCCAAUGGCUCAAAGUAUGAUUAAUUAUGACUUCACACCUGUGAGAAGACAGCUGGACGAAAUAACAAGAAGAUCAGUACCACCAUCCCGUCUUCCAACAGUUCCUGAGCUGGGAUCUCCGUCUGGAAGCACACAACAAGAAGAGAAUCUGAUGACUCAAAGUCGUCUGUUUCAACAGUUUUCUGCUACAAAACAAUUCAGUAGGUUUUGA
Molecule: messenger RNA, 1551 nt
Organism: Caenorhabditis briggsae
Lineage: Eukaryota; Metazoa; Nematoda; Chromadorea; Rhabditida; Rhabditidae
Exons: 8
Coding region: 1-1551 (516 amino acids)
Molecular function (GO): protein binding
Source: RefSeq, a predicted model, not a curated record